AUGCUUUUACUCUACACUCUCUCAUCUUCCCCAUUUCAAAAACUGACACAUCAUUAUCACUUUGUCAAAGUGGGACAUAUCUCUGAUCUCACCCAGUUUCAGUGUUGUUCUGAACUUGUUCGUUCUAAAUUCUGGGUUUUGAUUAGCUUCCCAUUCUUGUUCUCAUUUUUGCUUUGCAAACUUAAUCGGUGCUGCUAAGUUAAUUUCAUUCUUUUUGUUCUAGCUUUCAGGGUUUUGAAACUAAAGGGUGGUGGUGGGGUUGGUGGGGGAUAGGAGUGCCAUAAGAGAUUUAUAAUUUCCUCAAGACGAUGAUCCUUGCAUUUAAUGGAUGCACUCUGUGGAAGUGUUACUUGACAUUUGACAAAAAAUCUGUUGUUGACAAAAGUUUCUAUUUCUGGAUCUUCCAGAUCUUUAAUAGAUAUAGUCUUGGCACUUAGCAAUAAUUAUAAUCCUAAUCCUUCCAAAAGAUCCUGGAAGCUACUUUUUUUGGGGGUGGGGUUUGUUUUUGUUCUCUUGCUUUGGCUACUUUUUUCUUCUUCUUCAUCAUCAUCAUCAUCACAAUUUUUUGUGAGUCUUUCUUUCUAGUAAGAAACAAACAUGGGAGGGGCAUCACUUCCACCAGGAUUUCGUUUCCAUCCAACUGAUGAAGAACUAGUGGGAUACUACCUUAAGAGAAAAGUGGAGGGGCUUGAAAUUGAGCUUGAAGUUAUCCCCGUCAUUGAUUUUUACAAAUUUGAUCCAUGGGAGUUGCCGGAGAAGUCUUUCCUUCCAAAACGGGAUUUGGAAUGGUUUUUCUUUUGUCCAAGGGAUCGCAAGUAUCCAAAUGGAUCAAGAACAAAUAGAGCUACCAAAGCUGGGUAUUGGAAAGCCACCGGAAAAGAUAGAAAGGUGGUGUGCCAGUCUAAUCCAUCCACUGUUACAGGGUACCGCAAGACCUUGGUUUUCUAUCUUGGGAGGGCCCCUUUAGGUGAUAGAACUGAUUGGGUCAUGCAUGAGUAUCGCCUCUGUGAUGAGCUUGGCCAAGCCACACCAUGUUUCCAGGGUAGUUUUGCUUUGUGCCGGGUUAUUAAGAAGAAUGAGAAGGCAAGUGCUUCACAUGUAGAACACAAGGGCAAGAGGGCUGGAAGCAGUUCAAUGAAAGGGAGUGACACCUCAAUGAGAUUCUCUAGUGAGCCAUUCAGCAACUCUGGUGAUGCUUCCUCUCAAGCAAGUCACCUGAAUAAUGACAGUCGUUAUUCAAGCCCUAUUACUUCUCCUUCCAAUGUGGCUCCUAUGGGAGAGUUUAAUCAACCUUCUGUGGAAACCAAUCCUUCGAACUUCUGGAUCUCCCCUGAUAUGAUUCUUGAUUCUUCAAAGGACUACCCUCAAUUACAAGAUGCUGUAGCUGAAUAUUUUCCGCGGUAUGACCUACCAAGUGUGAUGACACCAUGGCAAUCAUUGGAACAUCCAGAAACUUCAUCUAGUUUGUCCUACUCAAAUUUCAAUGGAGAAGUUGAAUUUUCUGAUAAUCUCAGUCAAAUUGGCUGCAUGUCGCCUUACUCAAGACAAUGGAAUUCCAUGGGCUUUUAUGGAAGUGGGAAUGGAAAUGGGGAUGUCCCUUAUGAAGGCUAUGAUCUAAUUAACUCAAUCUCAUAUCCAGAACCCUUUUGAAAUCUGGAAACAAAGGAAGAUCAUUGUCUCACUUUUCUUGCGAUGCACGGUUUCAACAUGUUCUAAUUUGAAGGGUUGUCAUAAAUCCUUGUGGGGACUAGUUAGCUUUAGUUUCAGUUGGUGUGGCUUUAUAAGGAAUAUCUGAGACAACGCCUUUUAAUGUAUGUCUUGGAGUGAUAAAUAAUGAGUAGAAUCACCUUGUUGUGUAGCAGGCAGAAAUUAUUUUCUGCUUGAAGUGCCCUUGAUUAUGUUUCUCAUUUACACUGUUAGUAAGAUCCCCAGGCAAUAUCACUUUUAUCCAUUUUGCCGGAGUUGGUUUACAUUCAGCCAUCUGUAUUUGUGGUUCUAUAAAAUAAUGUUAUAUAAUGGAGGAAAACUUCAUAUAAAUGCUUUAAAGCC
Messenger RNA from Cajanus cajan (pigeon pea), 2049 nucleotides. It is a transcript of the gene NAC011, whose product is annotated as NAC domain containing protein 11. Gene Ontology annotation, molecular function: DNA binding. The record is from RefSeq and is a predicted model, not a curated record. NCBI's taxonomy places the organism in Eukaryota, Viridiplantae, Streptophyta, Magnoliopsida, Fabales, Fabaceae. Gene Ontology annotation, biological process: regulation of DNA-templated transcription.